AUGGAUGAAGAUCAAGUGGAAGGUUUGACCUUUGUUGGAUUAUUUUGUUUGAUCGUCGGAGCUGUGAUUAGCUUGAUUGGAUCUAUGGCUGGAGUGUUAAGUUGUUGUUUGUUGUGGAAGAAGGAACAAGUUAUGAAAUGGAUGAACCGAACUAACAGAGCAUUUGUGAAUAUUUCCUUGUUGAUUGCAGCACUUUGGCUUGCCUCGACUAUUAUUUCUAUAAUUCCAUUUGGAGCGCUCUAUCUCAUUAUGAAUUGUACAGUUUCUAUUGCUGACUCUAAAACUGUAAAUGUGUUGCCAAUUUUGGGCAUUUUGUUGGGUGGUGUGUUUGUGGUAUUCUCAAUUCUAUUGACAAGAAGAAUAUGGACCAAUAAGGCUCAUUUUGGCGAUUAUGGAUUUACCUUUCAUUAG
Messenger RNA from Naegleria fowleri, 411 nucleotides. RefSeq lists its product as uncharacterized. Lineage: Eukaryota; Heterolobosea; Eutetramitea; Acrasida; Naegleriidae. The coding region runs from base 1 to 411 and encodes 136 amino acids. The transcript has a single exon. The record is from RefSeq and is a predicted model, not a curated record.